Molecule: messenger RNA, 3325 nt
Organism: Schistocerca piceifrons (Central American locust)
Lineage: Eukaryota; Metazoa; Arthropoda; Insecta; Orthoptera; Acrididae
Product: arrestin domain-containing protein 17-like
Exons: 6
Coding region: 69-1070 (333 amino acids)
Biological process (GO): protein transport
Cellular component (GO): cytoplasm
Source: RefSeq, a predicted model, not a curated record
AGCCGUAGGUCGUGCAGCGCGGAUCGGAACAGUUUGCCUUGCGGUGUGGGUAAGAGCGCGGCGCCGCCAUGUCGCGGAAGCUGCUAAAGUUCCUCAUCCUGUUCGACAACACGAACCUACUCUACUUCCCCGGGCAGUUCCUGUCGGGGCGCGUGCUCAUGGAACUGGAAGAUGAGACACCUGCUCUGGGUCUGCACUUCCACGUGGUGGGCGAGGGCGUGGUGCGGCUGAAGGGAGCGCGCGCCGCACGCAUCUACGAGAGGGAGAGCUACAUAGACUUCCGCAUGCGCCUGCUGGGCGAACCAGGUCAGCGCGGCGCCGUGAUGCUGUCUGCGGGCAUCCACAGCUUCCCGUUCAAGCUGGGCCUGCCGCUGGGGCUGCCCUCGACGUUCCUGGGCCAGCACGGCUGGGUGCAGUACUUCUGCAAGGCGGCGCUGCGCCAGCCCUCCGGCCUCACGCACAAGAACCAGCAGGUCUUCAUCGUCAUGAACCCCAUAGACCUCAACCUCGAGCCCGCCGCACUCGCCGAGCCGUUCCAGUGCGAGGUGGAGCACCAGCUGGGCGUGCGCUGCCUCAACUCGGGGCCCGUCGUUUGCCGCGUCUCGCUGGACCGCGGCGGCUACGUGCCCGGCGAGACCAUCGGCAUCUCGGCCAGCGUGCACAACCGGAGCCGCGUCACCAUCAGCUCCACAAAGGCCUGCCUCACCGAGACAAUCCAGUAUGUGUCACGCAAUAAAGUGGUGCAGACAGAAACUCGUGAGCUGGCAGCUCUGAGUCGCGGUAAGGUGCGGCCUGGGGACUCGGACGAAUGGCGCGGGGAGCAGCUGUACGUGCCGCCACUGCCGCCCACCAAUCUGCGUGGUUGCCACCUCAUUAACGUCCAGUAUGAUGUCUAUUUCAUCGUAGAACCAAAGAGCCUGGAUAAGGAGAUUAAGGUGCAACUACCCAUCAUGCUUGCCACAUAUCCAUUUAGAAAUCAAGAGGGCACACUGCAGCGUAAACAGGGCACCCACUAUCCAUCAACACUGCCCAUUUUCCGACCGUGGCUUGAAGAGAAGACAUUUGACUGAAAUAGCACUGGUAAAGACUGUGCUUGCGAAUUUGUCAUAAAUAACAAGUGCACUUCUUGUGAAGUCCUUCAUUUAUUGCUGUGAUCUGAUACGUAGACCCAAGAUAUAUGUCUGUCUGAAACAGUGCAGGUCACUGUACUAACUGUUUGCAAUGCUAGAAAGUUUCUACCCAUAGUAAAUGAUCUCUUGUUAUCAGUUUACUAAACGCAUUUUGAUUAGCAACUGGAGUGCAUGAAAUGUUUUUUCAAAGGCAGUUUGAGUAUUAUUCAUCAAAUGUUAAAAACACUAAGUAAUGUAACAAGAGUUAUUUAAAUAAAUAACUAAUAUUUAGUGGUUUAGCUUUAAAAACAAUACCAACAGAACAGCAUUAUCAUUUGUGAGGUCUGUUGUCUCAUGUACAUGUGAAUACACCACCGUAAAUUAAUACUUAAAAAAAAGCACACCCACAUUUAUGUUCUUAAUCCUAACUAAACAUGUAAUAAGUGAAAGUAUUUAUUGUACAAAGUAACAAUUCAUUUAUCAAGGAAAAAGUUUGACACAUUUAUUUAGUAUAUCUGUCAAUAUUAUUAGCAUCAUAGGACAGUGUCAUUAACUGUAAUAUUGACCUGUAACAACUAUCAUAUCAUUGUAAUACUUAUAAACUAGUCUUCAGUCAUGAAUUCUACAUUUCAGUUGAAAGCGUUUAUUCUAAUAUUGUGGAUAGAAACAUAAAACUGGCAGGAAAGAAAUUGUUUCAGAUACUUUAUAUAUUUCUGUAAAUAUGUGCCAAUUGUUAGGAAUCAAUAUAUCUAGAGUUAAUUCUAUUUGCUUUACAGCUACUAAAUUAUUAUUAUUAUUAGUAUUAUUAAAUGUACAUUGAAAGAAAUUUUUGUGAAUUCUCAAGGAAUCUAACUGUGAAAGAAAGUUGUAGUGGGAUAAUAGGAGGAGUGAAGGUAGCCACUUACUGUAUAGUUGAAGUGUUGAACGGUCAUUAAGUACACAGACAAAUUGAAAACACCAAAGUUUAACUGUGUCGUGAGUAGUUACCUUUAAUCCUUCCAUUAUUUACUAAGGGAUUUUUCAACUGUAAGGCAUAACCAUGUGUAACUUUCAUUUUGUAAGUAAGAGUAUGUGGGAGGAAUUACAGUGUUUAUGUGGUCUGUUAAUCCAGAAACAGUCACAAACAAGGAACAAAACUAUGAACCACUAUGGUUAUCCCAGGUAUCCACAAGAGGGUGAACUUUCUCCACCCCCCCUCCCUCCAAUCCCACUCCGCCCCUGCUGGAUGAGAGGAUAACCAUCAAUUCCCUGGGAUAUAAUAAAUUUUUUUGUGUCACCUAUAAGAUUUAGUUCUAGUGAUGUGACAUGUUAGAAAUUACAAAAUCAUUUAUAUGCAAAAUGACAAUUUUAGAGUCCUUCCCCCCCUCCCCCCCCCCCCUUCUCAGCCCGGAAUAAAUUUCUGUGUAUACCAUUAUCAUUUUUGUUAUUACCAAUGAUGAAUGUAUAUAAACAGAAAGGGACAGAGAUGCAAAGCUGUAUUACUUAGAGUACUAAGAAUGCCAUCAAAAGCAAAAUGUAAUCAUGGAGAAAGAAUGAAAUUUUGAAAAUGUCAUCAUGUAAAUCAAAAUUGAACUCACAAAAGUACUUGCUUAAAAAACGGUACUCUUUAUGAGCACCAACAUCCAGGUGGAAAAGCCAUGAUAAAAAUGAAUUGAGGUAGAAUAUGUAAAAAAUGGGAUUUUAUUUUAGGUUGUAAACUAAGAAUUUGUAAAUGGGAUGAAACAGCAGAGAGAGAAUUAGUACCACUAGAGAGCAUUUGGUGCUUCUGUUCUCCAAGAAAUGGGGGAAUGAGUAAAUUUUACAGGAAAAUAUCCAAAGAUUUGUCUUGUACAUAAGAGAUUUGAAGGAGUGUACAUAUUAGCACUAUUCUUGAACUGACAAUGACACAGAAUUAAAAGAGAUGCUAACAAAUAAUCAAAAAGAAAAGUUGUAUAUUGACUACGAGAAAUUAAAGAAGGGGUGUCAUGGCAGUAAGAAAAGCUUGAACUGAAAAGUAUUUCUGAUUAGAUAUCAGAAAAAUGUGGGGGAAGUCAACAAACAAGUCAAAGGACAGUGGAUGCUGAUAUAUUAAUUAUAAAUAUUUUGACUACAAAAAGUGGUUUGACAACACCAGCAACACUGCUUAAAAUUUUCUUAACAGAAAUGAAUUGGGGAGGGGGUGAGAUUGGGGCAAAUGAGGUAACCAUAAAGCCAUAGUGUAUGCUAAAAAAGAAAAA